Molecule: messenger RNA, 5731 nt
Organism: Diospyros lotus (date-plum)
Lineage: Eukaryota; Viridiplantae; Streptophyta; Magnoliopsida; Ericales; Ebenaceae
Product: protein MODIFIER OF SNC1 1
Exons: 10
Coding region: 367-5175 (1602 amino acids)
Biological process (GO): epigenetic regulation of gene expression
Source: RefSeq, a predicted model, not a curated record
AUCGCCAUUCUCUCUCUCCCCCCCCCCCCCCCCCCUCUCUCUCUCUCUCUUCUUUCUUUCUUCCUCGCUCUCGCCUCCCCCCUCUCCGAUCGCCUCUCCCUCUCUCCACCGCCUUCCGCCACCACCACCCCCACCGCAACCACGAACGAUCGCCUCCGUAUCACCACCGUCACUCUACAUCUCUGUCUCCCUCUCUGUCUCUCUUUGCUUUCCGUUUCUUUCGUUUCACGGAAAUACAGAUCGGAGCGUGACCUCCGCUUAUCCGAUCGAUCCGGCUCAGCCUAUCCUUCCCUCCCCGGUGACACGUUUCGCUAUUUUAGGCAUUGGAAAAGUUUGGUUUGAUGACCUUGGAGUUGCAUUUUGAGAAUGACUUCAAGUAUGUUAGCUGGAGAAAGGAGGUGGGCUACAGCCAGAAGAGGCAGCAUGACUGUUCUGGGGAAGGUUGCUGUUCCAAAACCUUUGAACUUACCCAGUCAAAGGUUAGAGAACCAUGGUCUGGACCCAAAUGUGGAAAUUGUUCCCAAGGGUACCCUGAGCUGGGGGAGCCAAUCUUCCUCUUCUACAACAAAUGCAUGGGGAAACUCCACUUUGUUAACAAAAACUGAUGGUGGUGCCAGUUCCCCAAGUCAUCUUAGUGGUCGCCCUUCUUCUGGAAGUGGUACUAGGCCCUCAACAGCUGGCAGUGAUAAAACACAUGAAACUACUAAUGCUUGGAGUCAAAAUUCCAGGCCAUCUUCAGCUUCUGGGGCAUUGACAUCAAAUCAAACUGCAUUAACUUCCUUGCGUCCUCGCAGUGCAGAGACAAGGCCUGGUAGCUCACAGUUAUCUCGGUUUGCUGGAACUGCAUCUGAUAAUUCAGCUGCAUGGGGUCCAGGCAAUGUCUCAGAGAAAUUGGGAGUGGCAUCCUGUCGAAGUGAUGGCUUCUCUCUGAGUUCUGGAGAUUUUCCAACACUUGGUUCAGAAAGAGACAAUUCUGGAAGAAAUGCUGAUCCCCAAGAGCAUGGCUCUUAUGGUCGUCCUGUCUCAUCAUCUGGUAGAGCAGCCUCAGAAAAAGAAAAAGGUGAUAUUUCUGUAAAUACAAAUAUCAAGAGUGGAACUGUGGGUGGUUGGAGAAGAGAUGGUCCUCAACAUGUUGAAGAUGUGCCCCAAACUACAGUGGAGAAGUUGCAUGGGGAUCCUCCACCCCACCUAAAUGCCAAUGUUCCGCCUCAGCAUUUUGAUGCUUGGCAUGGUCCUCCGGUAAAUGCUCAUCCUGGUGUUUGGUACAGGGGACCUCCUGGAGGUCCUCCACCUUAUGGAACCCCACUUGCUCCUGGUGGCUUUCCCAUAGAGCCAUUUCCUUACUUUCGCCCUCAAGUUCCUCCUGGUGCUUUGGCAAACUCCCAGCCAGUUCCUCCUCCUGGGAUUGGCCCAAGAGGACACCAUCCCACAACUGGAGACUUAUACAGACCGCACAUUCCUGAUGCUUACAUUCGUCCAGGUAUGCCAAUCAGGCCUGGGUUUUAUCCUGGUCCCAUGCCCUAUGAGGGCUAUUAUGGUCCCCCUAUGGGAUACUUUAACUCUAGUGAAAGAGAUGUUCCAUUCAUGGGUAUGUCAGCUGGCCCCUCUGUGUACAAUAGGCAUGCUGGUGAAAAUGCUCCAGAUCCUGCCAAUAAUCAUGUCAGAGCCAGUGUUCAUGGACCCAUGGUGAAAACCACAGUUCCGGACCAAGCGGAAACUGCUGCUCCUGAUGAAAAUCGACGGCCAUACAAAGUUCUGUUGAAACAUCACAAUCACUCGGAUGAAAAGCUGGCAGAAAACAAAUGGGAGCAUGUAGCAGCUAAUGUCCCACAUCUUGAAAAGGGGGAUCAACCAAGGACAUCAUUGCACAAAAGUGAGUGGGGAUUGGAAGAGAGUAAAGAUGAAGUGGUUUAUUCAGGGAGUGGAACAUUUAGUGAAGAUGCUUGUUCUAGAAAUUUUGCCAAUCAAGGAACUUCUUCAGAUCUCAAAGAUAAGUUGACUGCAAAUAGGGGAAAGGGAAAUGCAGUCAGUGAAAGUUCAGUGAACAGAUCAGAGAAUAUAGUGCCUACUUCUGCAGGAGUACCUCAAGUAUAUCCAGCUACUCCAAAAGACACAACACUGUUACAAAAAAUUGAAGGCUUAAAUGCUAAAGCUCGGGCUUCUGAUGGACGACCUGGUGCUGUGUCAAUAGCUGAUAUAGAGGAGCAAAAGGACAGGUUACAACUUGUUGAUGCAAUGUCCAGUUGUUCCUCAAAUGAAAUGGUUACUGGCGGUCUCUGUUCUGAAAAAAGUCAGGCGACCUCCCAUGAAGUGGAUUUUUCUGCAGAAGAUACGAGCCUUCGUCCAGCAGCUUCCAGUGGGACAGCUAUUUCUAGGCAAUCUAGUCAUGGUGCACAAGGCAGGUUCAACCAUCGUGGUAAAAGGUUCAACACUCGGGAUGGAGAUGGCUGGCGGAAGAAGCCACUUGCAACUGAGCCUGUUAGUGAAGUUUCAGCUGCAAGUUCAGAACCCAGUCCUAGUGUUCAUGUAUGUGGCCACCUUACUUCUGUUGGUGGUGGUGUGGAGAAGUCUGGGUACAACCUUCAAGGGAGUGAUGAAAAAGAAUCUUUGACCACAGUAUUUGAUGCAAAUGAUUCCCAGGUGCAGCGUGCUAAGAUGCGGGAGAUAGCAAAGCAACGAGCUGAACAACUGCAGAAGGAGGAGGAGGAACGAACAAGAGAACAGAUGGCAAAGGCUUUUGCAAAAUUGGAAGAGCUGAACCGGCGUAAGCCAGCUGUGGAUAGUUUGUCUCCGAAAUUGGAAAAAGCUUUGCCAACGAAUCCCAUUCAGCAGGAGCAAGAAGGAUCCCAGAUCCCCCCUGAACCCGUGAUUGUUGCUGGCAAAUCUGGAGCACCAGCAUUGAUUUCUAACCCCAAUGCUCAGAUUAUAGAGAGCAGUGCCAGUGUUGGAGAAUUUACCGCUCUAUCCAAUAAUAUCCCCCUGGAUUCGUCAGGCAAUGUGCAUCCAGAACCUGUUGUUUCACUUGAUCAGCCGCCUUCUUUGCCGCAAGAUGCCCGUACGGCUGGUGCUGCUGACAGUAAAGCUGGUUCUCAAGUUAGUGAAGGCAAUGUUUCCAGGCAUAAACGCUUGGGCUAUAAGCAAAAGCAGAAUGUUCCAUCGGGAAAGAACUUGACUGACAAGCCAGUUCCGGUCAAUCCAGCUGAGGCACUAAAAGAUCAGAAUGAUGUAGCUGCGAAUGAUAUUGCAUCUACUAAAGUUGUUGACAAUGAAGUAGUCCCAAGAAGUGUGCCAAGCCUUCCUGUAAACUCAAACAUCAUUGCAGAGUCCUCAGCACAUCAGAGGAGAAAAACUAACAGAAACAGCAAAACCAAGCAAAAGCUGGAUGAUGGGUUAAAGGAAACAAAUGCUGCAAAAGUUUCCACCGAAAGCGGAAAGCCAGUUUCUUCUGAGUUCGAGUUGGAUCCAUGCGCACUUCAGUCGAGGAUGACAGCUGAACAUGCAGUUCAACCCUCAGGGCAGCGCACUUGCUCACCAAGUGAAGAAACUAGUAGUAGAGUACAUAACCAGUGGAAACCUCAGCAGUCUCGUCGGAUGCCAAGAAACCAACAAGCUAAUAAUAGGGCGGCAGAGAGAUCACAUAUCAGUGAAGCUGUUGUCUGGGCCCCUGUGCGGUCACAAAAUAAAACUGAGCCUACAAAUGAAGCUAGUGACAAAACUUCACUUGACAAUAUGUCUCUUACAGUAAAAGGUGACAGUGUAGGACAGAAUAGCAUGAAAAGCAAGCGGGCAGAGAUGGAGAGAUAUGUACCAAAGCCGGUAGCCAAAGAAAUGGCUCAGCAGGGAAACGUCCAGCAACAACUUCAGUCUUGGGUCAAUCAAAAUUUAUCAGAUGACACUGUUGGGAGAGCAGAGCCUAUUCAGAAUGUUGAAAAUCUUCAACCUAGUAAUUCUGCAAUUGGGAAUAUAGGGUUUACAUCUGACUCCAGGAAUGGGGAUAGUAAGCUGAAUAAGCCACUGAAAGCACAUGGUUCAUGGCGCCAGAGGGGUUCUGUGGAAUUGGCAUCUGUCCAGGGUUUGCAAGAUGGAUCAUCCUCGACUUCAAACCCUAGCAAGAAUGUGCAGAAAUCUACUGAACAAUCCCAGUCCACGAAUUUGGAUACUACUUCUUUGAAAGAACAGCCGAAGUCAUCUGAUGAUUGGAACAAUUCUCUUGGAUGGAAUACUCUUGAGAAUUCUGAGACAGCUGCACACGCUGCAACUUUUGCUGGGAAAGAUCAGGGAGGAAUGGGCAGAGGAAAGAGACAUCCAUUUAAGGGCCAUAGAAGCAUGGGGAAUAACAAUGAUACUGACAACAGGAUUGCUAAUAAUGAGAGUGGGAACCAAGAUAAGUAUUCCUAUCAGCCUCCAGCCUCCGAGGUAGGACAAACAGAUAAAAGUUUUGGGGCAAAAGAUAAUCGUGGUGCUGGGGAACGAACUUCUCACUGGCAACCCAAGUCACAGUUUCAUUCAGUUCAUAAUCAACGUGGAAAUAGGCCCAGUGGGGGGCGGAAUGCUACUACUGAAGUCAAUGAUGCUGCGACAAAGGAUUCUCCUUGCCAGGACGGGAUUCAUCUUCCAGCACAAAAAAACAAAGAGAGCAGGGAAAAUGUGGUGCAGCCUCCCACCGAUCAACCUCUGUCCAAAGAGAAGAGCGUGGCUGAAGCUCCAAAUUUAGGGCAUCACGAGUCUAGGAGAGAGAGGAAAGCAACCACAUUUAGAGGACGCCCCAACUCCCCAAAUCUAACCUCUAUUAACACCGUUGAGCCAGCUCCUCCUCUGCCAAAUGUCGAUACCAAACAUGAGCGUCCCAUUUCUGCAGGGUUCAACAAGAGUGGGAAUCAGAACAAUCGUUCUGCCAGAGGAGGGCCUGAAUCUCGUGGAGAUUGGAGCUCGGCUGGACAAGAUAACAGGCAGCAUACUACUUCUUCAAACCGGGAGAGGCAGAAAAACAGCAGUUCACAUUACCAGCCGGUUGGACAAUACAACAACAGUAACAAAUCGGGCAAUUUUGAAGGGCCGCCUGCAGAUGGUUUUCAUAACCGGGGCUCCAGGUACAGGGAGAGAAAUCAGAGUCAUUCGAGGCAGGGUGGGGCGGCUAACUUUUAUGCUCGGCAAAAUGGCGGCAGUCAGUUAUGAUCGAUGGGAAACAGAAACAGAAUCCAAUCUGAAUGGGAGAUCAAUUUUUUUUCUUUUUUUUUUUUGGGGGGGGGGGGGGGGUGGUUUCAAAUGCCAUUUCCUCCAAACCACUCAAUCACAGUCCUGGCAUGAUCAUCCAACAUUUCAGGUAAUUGCUAUUUUAGGUCCGAGAGUCUCUUACAAAAGAAGCUACAGAAACCGUUAACUGAUGUCGCGUGUAUUGGGCAGGGCAGGGCAUGGCGCUUGUGCGCGGGCGGGGGGCUUAGUAUUCUUGAUGCAGUUGAAUGAAUGCUUUUUCUUUCUUUGGUAGAUGUAACUUGAUAUGAUAUGAUAUGAAUGUUACGAUUUGGUCAUGGCUUUGUUAUCCUUUGGAACCCUUUCCUUUUUCCUUUUUAUCAAUUUUUCUUUGCCUAGUACUAGUAGUGGAGCCUGCCUUGUAAGUAGUGGCCGCCGUUAUGAUCAUCAUCAUCAUCAUCUUUUGUAUUGGAUUAGAGGGAGGCUGGUUGUUUAAUGCUUUGCUAGCUAGUACAUAUUUGGUCGUCGUUUGUUAUCUUUA